This is a messenger RNA of Rhopilema esculentum, 2585 nucleotides long. RefSeq lists its product as uncharacterized. Gene Ontology annotation, cellular component: nucleus. Lineage: Eukaryota; Metazoa; Cnidaria; Scyphozoa; Rhizostomeae; Rhizostomatidae. Gene Ontology annotation, molecular function: RNA polymerase II cis-regulatory region sequence-specific DNA binding; DNA-binding transcription factor activity, RNA polymerase II-specific. Gene Ontology annotation, biological process: regulation of transcription by RNA polymerase II. The record is from RefSeq and is a predicted model, not a curated record.
GAUAUGUAGCGCUGUCGUUCCCAUACAGGAUCAAGUCAUUUUGUAAAGUAAGAAGAGCGGGAUUGGUUGUAAGCAGUCAAAUCUAGACGAUCAUUGUCGAUAUUAAUGUAUGUGGAUUUUAUUCAUAGUAGUUUCCAUCAUAUCUUAGAGACAACUGCUCCACAUCACUUGAUUAUCGAUCCUUGCGAAGCAUUUUUGAAUUCUUAAAACCCUCACAGUCGAUUUGUAAUCAUACGCGCAUAUGGAUAAUAGUACAUAAUGCUGAUCUGGAAAUAUCCCGUCAAAGGGCAAGGAGAGCUGUAAAAGAGUUGCGGCACGGCGGGGAAAUGUUCUUUUGCAAUCAGAAAGCAGUUAAUCCGAAAAAAUUCAUUAUUUAAUAAGAAGUCUUCAUGACUGUUUCCGCGUUAUGGAUACGAGCGGGUGUUAUUUACUAUCAACACUGCCUUAAAUUAACCCGUGGCCGACUCGAGUGUGAUAAGUAGCAAGUGACAGUUAUAAGAUUCCAGUGCUCUGGUGUUGUUAAUGUGUUCUUGCAGUUAUAAUUAAAAACAAAGCACCGAUCCUGAAGAAAAUAGCUAAUAUUUGCUUAGGCAAUCAAUUUGUUUAUGUGUGCGCAUUUGUCGGAUUGCGCCCAUGUACAAAUUCUAAUUCGGAUUUGGAACAAAGAGCUAUUGACGGAAUGUGUCACCAGCAUAAUCGCCUAAGACAAGAUUAGCCCUUACUGCUUGCUAGCAUUGUGUUCAAGCCCAGACAGCUGAAGGCAAGGUUACAAUACUUUCAUCACGGACAACGCAUAUCUCAGAUCGAGCUGCAUCUGCAGUGAACAGUCAUGGCUUCCUUUUCCAUUAAACACAUCCUUCAGCUGGAGCGAUCGUCAUCCCCCGAAAGGGUCGAGCACAGAGGGGGCGAGUCUGUACUACCAUGUUGCUGGAAAUCGCCCGUGUCCAGGUCACCUGUAGAGGAACCAAGAGCGCUGAUACCUUGUCCUGCUGCCUGCUACUCCUGCCCUUGCUGUGAGCGUCCUCCGUACCGUCCCGUCACUCUACCUCAUAGUCACCAUUAUCCUUCUCAACCAAUACAAAGCGCUGCCUACCACCCUUCCUUACCCUGCAUUCCUUUAUCUUCAAUAAAAACAUCAGUUGGCUCCUUGGAUGUGCCAACUAGCGGAAUAAAACGACGACAUCGAACGAUUUUCACAGAUGAACAGCUUGAGAUUCUUGAAAGAAUGUUCGAAAGGACUCAUUACCCUGAUGUGCUUGUCAGAGAACAAAUUGCAAACAUGAUACAACUAACAGAAGAGAAAGUUGAGGUUUGGUUUAAAAACCGAAGAGCAAGAUGGAGAAAGCAAAAGAAAGAGAGGCAAGUCAAGCAGUACCAGGAUAUCAGGCUUGAAGAAAGCACACUUCGCCACGAAUGUUUUGUAAACGAUGGCGAAAAGCAUUCGACUGGACUGCAGUCUGAAAAAGAGAAAGGCAGUACAUCUAAGUUCUGGACUGCACGAAACGAUCCUGAAAUUUAUCACAUAGAGAAGAGACAGUAGCCGCCAGUCAAUAUUGCCUUAGACUGAUAUGUGUAUAAAUCCCAACGAAAUUAGCUAUCUAUUGUUUCUUUGGGGAUGUGCUAUUUAUUGAACCGAUGAAAAAGGUAUAAACAAUAGCCUUAAUCAAAUUGAUUCAAGUUAGAGCAAUGUGGUAACUACGUCUUAGUAUAUUGCUUGUGAAACUUUUUUCUAAGUUUCAGGUUGAGAUUGUUAGGCCUAUAUGUGCUCUUUACCUACCAAUUUGUUUUCAUUUAUCAAUUUCCCCCAACUUAAUUACUACACUCUUUAUUAUUCAGAGCAGCUGUAUUAGUACAUGGGCCUCAAAAUUGGCACAAAAUGAGGACAAAUUAAGAACAAUGUAACUUUGAACAAAGUUGUGAGACAAAGUUGUAAAAAAUUUCAUCUAAAAACGAGGAAUUGUUUGACAUCAAGUAGCGCUUUGACGGUGAAUUAUCAUAUUUGUCGGCAAAUAAAGGAUGUCUUACUCACUUUGUUGGCAAAGGGGCAUAAACAAUCCCUUUGAGCACAAUAUUUGGCGAUGGUGCUUCUUGCACCCUAAGAAUCUAAGAAAAAAUAAGAACAAUCGAGCCUCAAAUUUUUGAAAAAAUUGAGAACAGCCAGUCUGAACUUUAGUUUAAUUGUUCUCAUAAAAUCGAGUAUAAUUUUAUUCAUUCAAGCUGUUUUACUGUCCUAGUUAUUAUAAAAAUGCGCCAUUAUUUACUGUUUCACGAGAAAUUAUUUGACACAAAAUGUCUUUGGUAAUAAAUUUAUAUAGCUUAUGCUCCUCUCAUGCUGUUUGAUUAAUAUCAACACUUCCUUUUUUCUUAUUUGUAAUGUCUUCCUCUCAUUUGUACUGUCCGACCCGGUUGAUGUUUGUACAUUUUGCACGAAAGGGCCCAACCUUUACGAUUUUAAUUUAGGUAUGUCAUAAAAUUAUGCCUGCAUAUUAGUUUGAAAAAGUAAUAUAAUUAUUGUAGUUGUAAAGAUCGUGUAAAUAUGAUGUAUGUUGGCUGUAGCAAUCAUCUAUGAAUCUGUUGUUUUUCUA